Messenger RNA from Helianthus annuus (common sunflower), 1143 nucleotides. Its product is annotated as rRNA biogenesis protein RRP36-like. The record is from RefSeq and is a predicted model, not a curated record. Lineage: Eukaryota; Viridiplantae; Streptophyta; Magnoliopsida; Asterales; Asteraceae. The transcript has 2 exons. The coding region runs from base 1 to 1143 and encodes 380 amino acids.
AUGAGCAACGAUUCGCUCAAACAGCUUGCGAGAUAUCAUCCUAAUCACCCUGAACCAAAAGUUGGUGUUGAAUUCUUCGGGUUUAUAAAGGAUGCCAAUUAUGUUGAUCCUGAUCCAGUUGAUCACAAAAACUGGAGAAACGAAGAAGAGAUGAAAGAGGCUGCCUAUGCAGAAGAGCUGAAAACUCUUGAGGAGUUUAAAAGCAUCAAAAAUGAAUGGUUUGUCAAAGAAACAGGGAGGAGACGCAGAAAGGCUACUCCUAAAGUUCAAGAGGGUGAAGGGUCACCAUCACAACCAAAGAAGAAACAAAAGAAAGUCGCGAAAACGUUAUUGAUUGAUGAACCUGAAGAAGAUGAGACAGUUGUAGCUACGGAAGAUGAUCCAUUUAAUGCUAGUGAAGAUAUGAUGUUUAAUGUUGAUGUCUUGGAAACCGGGCCAACAGUGACUGCUGAAGUUGAUCAAGCGGUUAAUGUCGAAGCUGGAAAAGAGAAGGUUAUUGAUGACAUUGAAGGUGAUGAUGUGGAUAAGAGCACUACAAGUUCUUCAAGCUCUUCAGAUGAUGAGAUUGACGAAACUGAAAGGUUGAAAAGAAUUCAGGCGGAGACAGAGAAAGAAAAGUUAUUGAGGAAGAGAAAGAGACAGGAAAAGGAUGAUGAUGAUGAUGAAGCUUAUGUUCCUUCUCCAGAACAUGUCUCUGAGUCACAAUCUCCUUCUGUCGGCCGAAAGAAAGCUAGAGCACGAAAGAAAGUGGUAUCUCCAAAAGUUCGAAAAGUUACACCGAAGAUUAAAAUGCCGAAGAUUGUAUUGAAAAAGAAACCUUCCAUAGAAACCAGGAAACCACCAACACCACCACAUGAACCAACACCACCUCAAUCACCAAUCCAAUCACCUCCACGAGAUUUUGAUUUUGCAAACACCUCACAGGUCAAGAAUGUUGAAAAGAAAGUUGAUGAAGUGAUUGCUGAAAACAAGAAGUUAGCUGCUGAGAACAAGAAAGUUUCGGAUCGUGAGAAAAUUCUUGAGAUGCGUGUGAAAAGGCUAGAGGGUGAUAACAAAGAGUUGUUGAAAAAGAUUGACAGUGAUCAAUCAGAGAUAGAUAUUUUGAAGGUGCGAGUUGCUGAGCUUGAAGAAAAAAAAGCUUGA